Molecule: messenger RNA, 357 nt
Organism: Saccostrea cuccullata (small rock oyster)
Lineage: Eukaryota; Metazoa; Mollusca; Bivalvia; Ostreida; Ostreidae
Product: lectin BRA-3-like
Exons: 3
Coding region: 1-357 (118 amino acids)
Molecular function (GO): signaling receptor activity
Source: RefSeq, a predicted model, not a curated record
AUGAACUGGACCGAUGCUAAGGCACAAUGUGAACUUCAAGGAGCUUACCUUGUUGAGGUAGAAACCAUGGCAGAAAAUACAUGGAUUCAAGAGACGCUUAUUUUACCUUGGAAUACAAUGGAGUGUGACAUUUGGUAUCAAUGCUGUAAGACCUGGAUCGGAGCAGCAGACAUGGAUAAGGAAGGCCAUUUUACCUGGAAUCGCAGAACCUCAGUCGAUUUUACAAACUGGUACAAAGGUCAGCCUGAUGACAUAAAGGGAAAAGAUUGUGUUCAAUUCUGCUCAAACGGAUUCUGGGACGAUACCGAAUGCAGAAGAAAUAAGUUUUUCAUCUGUGAGAAAGAGCUCGAUUUCUAA